Molecule: messenger RNA, 1614 nt
Organism: Rangifer tarandus platyrhynchus (Svalbard reindeer)
Lineage: Eukaryota; Metazoa; Chordata; Mammalia; Artiodactyla; Cervidae
Source: the annotation of a GenBank genome assembly
AUGGUGGUUGAGUCCCAGGCCUGGGCUCAUCUCCUUACUCUCCCACUAGAAAUGGCCUCCACCUUCCACCCCCGAGAAUGUAAGCUAACCAAACAGGAAGGGAAAAGCUAUGGCUUCUUUCUGCGAAUUGAGAAGGACACUGACGGCCACCUGGUCCGGGUGAUUGAGAAGGGUAGCCCAGCAGAGAAGGCGGGUCUCCAGGAUGGAGACAGAGUUCUUAGGAUCAAUGGUGUCUUCGUGGACAAGGAAGAGCAUAUGCAGGUUGUGGAUCUGGUCAGAAAGAGUGGGAAUUCAGUGACUUUACUAGUUCUGGAUGGGGAUUCCUAUGAGAAAGCCAUGAAAAAGCAAGUAGACUUGAAAGCGUUGGGUCAAAGUCAGGAGUCAAGUUUGAACGAUAAGAAGCCGCCCUCUGUGAUGAACGGAGGAGCACAGAUGUGGACGCAGCCACGGCUCUGCUACCUAGUGAAGGAGGGGGGUAGCUAUGGCUUCUCUCUGAAAACUGUCCAAGGUAAAAAUGGAGUGUACAUGACUGAUAUAAAACCUCAAGGUGUGGCUAUGAAAGCUGGAGUCCUGGUUGAUGACCACUUGAUUGAAGUGAAUGGAGAGAAUGUAGAGGAUGCCAGCCAUGAGGAGGUAGUUGAAAAGGUGAAGAAGUCUGGAAGCCGCAUCAUGUUCCUGCUUGUGGACAAGGAAACGGACAAGCACCAUAGCGAGCAGAAGAUAAAAGUCAAGAGAGAAACUGCCAGUCUGAAACUGCUACCCUGCCAGCCCCGUGUAGUAGAAAUGAAGAAGGGAAGCAAUGGCUAUGGUUUCUACCUGAGGGAAAGCCCAGAACAGAAAGGUCAAAUCAUCAAGGACAUAGAUUCCAAAAGUCCAGCAGAAAAGGCUGGCUUGAAGAACAAUGACCUGGUGGUUGCUGUCAAUGGCAAGUCUGUGGAGUCCCUUGAUCAUGAUAGUGUGGUGGAAAUGAUUAGAAAGGGCGGAGAUCAGACCUCUCUGUUGGUGGUAGACAAAGAGACAGACAACAUAUAUAAACUGGCUGGCUUUUCUCCAUUUUUCUACUAUCAAAGCCAAGAGCUGCCUAAUGGUUCUGUCAAGGAGGCUCCAGCUCCUACUCCUGCUCCUCUGGAGGUCUCAAGCCCAGAAACUACAGAGGAAGUAGGAGAUCAUAAGCCUAAAUUCUGCAGGCUGGCUAGAGGUGAAGAUGGCUAUGGCUUUCACUUAAACGCGGUUCGGGGUCAACUAGGCUCAUUCGUCAAAGAGGUGCAGAAGGGCGGCCCCGCUGACCUGGCUGGGCUGGAGGAUGAGGAUGUCAUCAUUGAGGUGAACGGAGUGAACAUGCUGGAUGAGCCCUAUGAGAAGGUGGUGGACAGAAUCCAGAACAGUGGCAAGACUAUCACACUCUUAGUCUGUGGAAAGAAGGCCUAUGAUUAUUUCCAGGCUAAGAAAAUCCCUAUCGUUUCCUCCAUGGCUGAUCCGCUGGAUGACGACCUGGAUCCUGAUGAAGGAAGGCUGGAAGAAUCAGAGCAAGACUCACACACUGCAGAAGAACGAGAACGAGCCCACAGUACAGCCUCUCAUUCUUCUUCCAAUUCUGAAGACACACAGAUGUGA